Sebastes umbrosus (honeycomb rockfish) is the source of this 3636-nucleotide messenger RNA. RefSeq names its product PEAK family member 3 (gene peak3). Gene Ontology annotation, molecular function: protein kinase activity. Gene Ontology annotation, biological process: protein phosphorylation. Bases 554 to 2383 code for a protein of 609 amino acids. The record is from RefSeq and is a predicted model, not a curated record. NCBI's taxonomy places the organism in Eukaryota, Metazoa, Chordata, Actinopteri, Perciformes, Sebastidae. The transcript is spliced from 4 exons.
ACUUGUUAACUCAUCUCAGUAUUUAUCUGCUUAAAUAUGGAACCUUUCCUCUAAAGUCAGUGAAAGCAAACACUCCUACGUGAGAGCAUCGAGCCCUGCAGAGGGCAUUGCAUGUGUGAAGGCUCAAACUGCAUCAUCCAAAAAGAGAGAGAAGUUCAUGCUGAGGCUACACAUGGCGAAUGUAGAUCAACUGAGUAAGAGAGUGCAAAAUGAAGAGGCUUUGCUGUAGCUGCUCUUCCCCGUUCUGUCAAAGUUGAGGUUAGCUCAGAGAAAUGUUUUACCCUCAGAACAGACACCACUUUUCCGGUUCCAACCUCAAGCUCAGGCUGAUUAAUGCAAAAGAUAUCAAGAGCAGAAAAUUCACUUUAAAACAUGCACAGACGAGAGCGAAAGACACAGAGAAAAAGAGACUGAGGGAGUUACUGAGCUAAACGGGAAGUAUGUCAGAGAGGCACUGAGUGAGCCACCUGUAAACUGCACACACACUGUGUUCAGUGGCAGCAGUGAACUGUUAGAGAGGACGAGGAACAGGCUAUAACUUUGUAGGUUCCUGAUGGCGUCUGGUCCUGGCAGCGGAGCGGAGGAACAGCCACCAGCGCUGCCUGUCAAACAGCACAGGAGUCUUUCCUCCAGAUGCUCCAGUAUGGAGUCUGACUGUGUGAUGCUCAGCAGCCCUGUCGGACUACAGCAUCCAAACUACGUACACAACGACGUCUUCGAACCCACUGAUUGUCACGCAGCCCAGUGCCCCAUACACCAGCGCUACGAUCCCUCCCGACACAAGGUAAGAUUUUUCUCCGAUGAUACCCCGCCCCCUGUUCCAAAGAAGAGGUUAGUUCGCACCCUCUCCCUCCCUGGCACCAAUGUGCCCCAUCUCUCUCCCCUGUCUCCACUCCAAAGACACCCUCAAAACUUUGACAACCCCCUGUACAUGCUGGCACCCAUACCCGACACCUGCUUCCAAGAGGAGACAGAAGAGUUUAAACCAGUCAGCGGGAGCUCCGUCCCCUUACUGUCCUUCUCCCAGCUGACCUUUGACACCCCAGACGAACAUCUGCCCUACCUCUUCAGCAGAUUUGACGACCAGAGGGUUGUUUCUCAGGGGAUCCAGCAUCGACAUCUACUCUUUCUGAGGAGCAUGGCGCUGAGCGUGGAGGCUGGGAUCCUGCUGCAGGGAGAGGCCACGGAGAGGGACGUCAGCUCAUACCAGCCUCAGGAUUUCCUGCUCUUUGAGGGCAGCGAGCCAAAGCAGGUCGGAGACACGGUUUACUACAGCGUGCACAGCCCCAAGCUCCCAGGGAGGAUGCUUGGUUUAAGGGUACACAAACAGACUGACGGAACUUCCUCAGCUCACACCAAACACCAGCCAUCACAUGUCAAUGUGCAACAUGUUAUUGCUCAUUUCCAAGGAAGCAACACCCUGAGAGAUGACUCAAGCAUAUUGCACACUCAAGACUGCACUGCUGCUAAACCACCAGGAGGAGGCAGCACUGAGUUCACCACAGCUCAUAUGAACAUGAAUCUGUUCUCAGUUCAGUCUUUCCUCCAGAGGGGACUUUCAGCGAGUGUUGAGAGAGACCUGCCACACGCCACCCUAGAGGACUUUGUCCAGGAGAGCAUCUCGCUGCAGAGCACAGAUUGUCUGGAUUAUGACAGACAGGUGUGUGCUCUGUUGCUGCAGAUAUUAACAGGUUCACAACAUCUGUACAACAUCAGUGCCACUGCAGCUGAGCUCAGACCUCUGGGGAUCUUUUUAGUGUGGCCCAACAAGGAGAAUGAAGAAAACAAGCUAGAACAUGAUGCUUGUGAAACAAACACCAGCAGAUGGAAAGAAGAAAUGGAAUGGGAAAAGACAGAGAGAAAAGGACAGAUCCAGAUGUUAUGGAGGACACACGGUUCCCCUCGUGUGGUGUUAACCCCGCUAUCAUGUGCUCUGUCUGUACAUCACCCCCUCACAUACAUCAAAUCCCAGAUUGGAGCCCUAAUUCAAUACUGCCUCCACUCACAAGAGAGUGUGACACCUCUGGGCUCCAAGUCCUCAUACCGAAGGGGGCUUCUCUAUCUGGCUUCUGCGCUGCAGACUGAGAGCAACGGGCCACAGAUGACCGACAUGGUGGCCAUGCUCCAGGUGUUCCUCUUUGGGCCACGUUUCCCACUCUUCAAUCACAGAGGCUCGAUGACCACCGCUGUGCACAACUGGCUGACAGUGAAGCGAGCCCUGCUGGUGAUGAAGCUGGCAGAGAGAGGGCUGAUCCAGGAUCAGUCUGCUCUCGAUUGGGAGGACUGCAUGGGCCUGCAAUACCUGUCGUUUACAGACCCUGAGACAGUUGUGAGCAUGAGCAGUCAGCUAUGGCUCGCUCUCAAUAUGGACAGUCCAUCUUGAAGUAAAAAGUUAACUGUCGGUCUGUAUUAUGGUCAAAAAUACACUAAAGCUGUGUUUCCACCAAAAGUUCCCGGAACAAAAAGGUUCCUUCAGCCCACUGUUGUGUGCGUUUCCACCACGGUCUGAAGACCUGCGAAGUUUAGGUAAAUUAGUCUUGUAUCUUAUAUAUGAAAAAGCAACAUGACAUGUGACGAGGACUGCUGGUGAUCACAGCAGUAAACACAGUCUGCAGCCCGCAGUUCAGUGUGUCUGUUUUAUCUAAAAAACACGUUGGAAAAAAAUAAACGUUAGGUUUCGUCUCACUGCGACGUCGAUAUUUACUACUGCAUAUUUACUGAUAUGAUUCUCGUUGGAUAUAAUGAAUGGAACACAGUGGAGAAAAAUUAAACUAAGAGCGUCUGUCUCCACAGUAAAUCAUUUGUUGAGUGUUUGAUUGUAUUUAUUUGUACUUUAUAAUGUAACCGCCGUGAAACAAUCAGAAAUAACUUUUCUUUCUCUCAUUCACAGCACCACCGUGCUACGUGUCUCUCUUCUAACCGUCUUUUUUAAGUCGGUAGGCCAACAGCAGAGCCUAACUUUACUUUCAGUGUUAUCAAACAAAGAGAAAUGUUCUCCCCUCGUUCUAAAUCGAUACUAGAGUACUUCCUUGUUUAUGAAGGAAGCGGUACAUGAGUUGAAGCCGUUGAAGCAGCGCCGCUGUGUGAGUGUUUGACCGAUCAGCGACGGUCAUCUCUGCAAACUUCGCCCCGAAAGUUCCUGUACUUUCAGAAAGUACAACACCCCCGACCAGGGCCUCUUUAGGGGGUAAAAAGGCCCCGAAACUUAAUUUAGACCCUGGUCCCUGCGGUCGAAAUGCAAUGAGUUCCUCAAAAGGUUCUUAGUUCUGGGGGAAAGCUCCUGUGGCGGAAACGGGGCUUCAGAUUGUGCAUUUGAUUGGGCUCAAUGCCAUUUCCAUCCUUCUUGCUUUUUUAAAAAAAACAAUUAUUACAAUAAUAUACUGCUCUUCAUAACGUAAAAUUGAUCUAACAAAAUGUUGCACUUUGAAUAUUUGUUGCUGUAAUAAUAAUAAUCAUUAAGGGUCCUAAAAAUGUAUUUUGUCAAUCAGCCACUUACUAUAAGUGAUGCAAUUGUACAUGAACAAACUAUUUUCUGCCAAAGUUUUAACAGUUUGUUAUUUCAUGAAAUUUCUGUAUUUCUCUGUGCUCUCAGGGGCUUUAAGACACCACACCAUAUAAAUAAUUGUGCUAAAGUUG